ACGACGGUAUUACCGCCGCGCCGCGUCGCGCCGGAAGGAUGAAAAUACGGUCGGCCGAUUGGCCAUUGCACUCGACGAUGCACCGCGAGACAGAAUCGACCCUCCACCUUCGUCCCUUCUCUCUCUCUCUCCUCUACUCGUCUCGUUUUGCUUUUUUUUUUCUUAGUGACUGUGUAACCACUCCCUGCCCGGUUCUGUCGGACGUUCGCCGCAGUUCACCGUCUGCAAGAACGCACCGACCUACCGUGUAUCGUCACGCACGAUCGACGCAAUCGGUACAACACAUCGGUUAUAGUUUGUUCUGUUUUCUUCACGACGCGACGGUGAAGCUCCCAGCGAUUUAUAAAAUUGACAUGAGAAUGAAAAAUCAAAAAAUCUUGGCGAAACUUUGUAAAACGCUGGCAACGAGUGGAUUUACGGAAUGAGGAACGACCCUUUGAACGAUGAUCUUUUUCAGUAUUGUGACGAGAGAAAAGUGGCUCCUAUGCCACUAAUGAGUGCCCAACAUGAUUUACGAUGGUGGGGGUUCAGAUUAAUAGGGGUAUCAAAGGUGACCUUCACUAAUUAUUUUAGAGAGUCGCCUAAUCCAAGAAUACAUCUUCCAUUCAAGAUCACGGCCAAUAUAAUGGAAAUGGCAUACUAUGACCUUUAUCGACUGGGAGAUCUCAUCGGGAUUCACAGUCUGGCGAGCGUCUGCGCGCGAUCGGCGGAUUGUAAUGUUCGAUCACGGUCACGAUUCGCGCCUAUUCGAGCAGCUAAAAAAGAUGAGUAACACAACAUGAAACGUGAACAACACAUGCAAGUAAAAAAGAAGAAAAAGGGGACAAAGAAGAGGAAGAUAUAAAAGGUCAAAGGCGAACCUACUUCAAUGACUUGGAGAUCAAAGACUAAACUUGUUCUUUUUUUGCUUGUCGAGAUUGGACGGAGAAACAUUCUUGUGACAAUCUUAACCGUUAGAUUGCAUCCAUCCAAAAGGAUAACACAUUUUAUCAGUCCA
This is a messenger RNA of Trachymyrmex cornetzi, 997 nucleotides long. RefSeq lists its product as uncharacterized. Bases 422 to 772 code for a protein of 116 amino acids. Lineage: Eukaryota; Metazoa; Arthropoda; Insecta; Hymenoptera; Formicidae. The record is from RefSeq and is a predicted model, not a curated record. The transcript is spliced from 4 exons.